AUGCGUUCUUCUCUCGUUAUGCUCGCCGGUCUGGCGGGCGCGGCUCUCGCCUACCCUACCGACAAGGUCGUGGAGCCCCGUACCUUGGGUCUCCUCGGUGAGAUCCUCGGUGACAUCACUGUCGACGUGACUUCGAUCCUCGGUGCCGUCCUCGGUGGCCACUCCUCCCACUCCUCGGUUGAACUUCUUGCUGGUCUGAGCGCUGAAGGUGCUGCCGCUCUCUCCGGUGGUGCUCUUGGCUGCAAGUCCGGCGUCAUCCACCACAAGGCUAAGGCCGCCCUCAAACUUUGGUUGCUCUUCCACGCCCACCUGGAUGUCUCUCUCAAGAAGUCCCUGAUCUCCUGGUGUGAGGGUAACGACGAGCUCGUCCUCUCCGAAGACAUCCUGGCUGCUCUGUCCGUCUACAUCCCCGGAUGUGCCGAUAUCGCUGCCCAGGGCCAGCUUUACGUGACCGUUGACGGUAUCUUUGAGGCUGCCAACCUCGAGUCCGCUCUCGUCCUGAGUGCUAGUGCUCAGUCUUCCCUUUCCGCUUGGAUUGAGGCUAGACUGGAUCUUGAUCUCGGUGUCAAGGUUGGUCUGAAUGUCUGCGCCGCUGGCGGUGUUGUCGGCAGUCUGGCAGCUGAUAUCAAGGCUUCCCUCCUCGCCUGGAUCAACAGCAAGGAGUGUGACCUCAGCGCUCACCUCAAGGUCUCGGUUCUUGCCUGGAUCAAUGGUCACGCCGGUGGUGACCUUGUUGAGAUUGGUGCUCUUGCUGACACUGCUCUCUCCACCAUCUCCGUUGGUGCUUCCGUCGGUGUACACGUUCUGGAGUCCGGCCUUCUGUCCGUUGGCGGCCAGGCCACUCUCGCCGCCUUCCUGGGCGUUGAUCUCGCUGCUGGUCUCUCUACUGAUGUCAAGCUCGCUCUCGAGGCAUGCGCCAAGGGUGAACUCGCCACCGCCGUCGAACUCGACAUCCGCACCAAGCUCGCCAUCUGGCUCCACAGCUCCGACUGCUCUCUGGGCGUUGAGCUGAAGGCUGUCGUCCUUCUUUGGCUGUCCUUCGCUGUCGAGACUGAUGUCUCCGCUUCCCUCGACCUGGUCGGUGGCCUCGUCGGCGAUGUCACCGGUCUCCUGACCGACACCCUCUCCGGUCUCAGCGUUGACCUCCGUGGUGCCCUUUCCCUCUGCGCUGCCGGCGGUAGCUUGCUUGACCUGAGCCUCGCUGCCCGUGCUGAGCUCGCUGCCUUCCUCAGUGGCUGCACUUCCAUUGACAUCGAUGUCUCCAUCGAGAUCAUCAUCAUCCAGUGGUUCACCGGCUGCAGCAUCCCCGGUGCUCCCUCCGUCCCCGCUUCGUCUUCCGUUCCCAGCCUGCCCUCCAGCACCCCCCACCUGCCCGGCACCUCCGCUGUGCCUUCCGGUCCCGGUGCCUCCGUCUCCGUCUCCGCCUCUACUCCCGCCGGCACCCCGGUUCCCAGCGUUCCCGGUGCCAGCACCACCCCCUGUGAUACCGAGACCUCGCAGAUUGUCAGCUCUACCGUCAUCCCCGGCCCCAACGGCUCCGGCUCCGUCACUGUCGCUGUGCCUGCCGUGCCCACCGGCACCGCCCCUGCCGAGACUCCCUCCGGCGUUGCUCCCACCGGUACUCCUGUCUCUGGUGUUCCCGGUGCCAGCACCACCCCUUGUGACACCGAGACCUCGGAGGUUGUCAGCUCUACUGUGAUCCCCGGUGGCCCCAAUGAGUCUGGCUCCCAGACCGUUGACGUCCCUGCCGUGCCCACUGGCACCGCCCCCGCCGAGACCCCCUCCGGCGUCGCUCCCACCGGUACUCCUGUCGCCAGCGUUCCCGGUGCUAGCACUACCCCCUGUGACACCGAGACCUCGGAGAUUGUCAGCUCUACUGUGAUCCCCGGUGGCCCCAAUGAGUCUGGCUCCCAGACCGUUGACGUCCCUGCCGUGCCCACUGGCACCGCCCCCGCCGAGACUCCCUCCGGCGUCGCUCCCACCGGUACUCCUGUCGCCAGCGUUCCCGGUGCUAGCACUACCCCCUGUGACACCGAGACCUCGGAGAUCGUUAGCUCUACUGUGAUCCCCGGUGGCCCCAACGAGUCUGGCUCCUCCCAGACCGUUAACGUCCCUGCCGUGCCCACUGGCACCGCCCCCGCCGAGACUCCCUCCGGCGUUGCUCCCACCGGUACUACUGUCGCUGGUGUUCCCGGUGCCAGCACCACCCCUUGCGACACCGAGACCUCCGCGAUCGUCAGCUCAACUGUGAUCCCCGGUGGCCCUAACGAGUCCGGCUCCCAGACCGUUAACGUUCCUGCCGUGCCUACCGGCACCGCCCCCGCCGAGACCCCCUCCGGCGUUGCUCCCACCGGUACUCCUGUCGCUGGUGUUCCCGGUGCCAGCACCACUCCCUGCGACACCGAGACCUCCGCCAUCGUCACCUCGACUGUCAUCCCCGGUGGCCCUGCUCCCUCCGGCCCUGCUCCUACCAGCGCCCCCAGCGUGCCCUCCGGUGGUAGCGAGGUUGUCACCGUCACUGAGACUGUGACCGCCACCGUCUGCGGCUGCGAGUAA
Molecule: messenger RNA, 2556 nt
Organism: Penicillium verrucosum
Lineage: Eukaryota; Fungi; Ascomycota; Eurotiomycetes; Eurotiales; Aspergillaceae
Product: putative cell wall protein
Exons: 1
Coding region: 1-2556 (851 amino acids)
Source: RefSeq, a predicted model, not a curated record